UAUUUUUGGCCAAAAGUUUUCGCAAAAAAAUGUCCCAGACAGACGGCCAGUUUAAUUUUCCAAAAGAAGAAGAAAAAAUCCUAGAAUUUUGGCGUGAAAUUGAUGCUUUCAGAACACAAAUUCGAUUAUCCGAAGGAAAGCCUUCCUUUUCUUUCUAUGAUGGACCUCCUUUCGCAACUGGAUUGCCCCACUAUGGGCAUUUGUUAGCAGGCACAAUAAAGGACAUUGUGACCAGAUACGCUUCAUUAACAGGACAUUAUGUUGAGCGCCGAUUUGGUUGGGAUUGCCAUGGGCUUCCAGUCGAACAUGAAAUAGAUAAAACUUUUAACAUUAAGGGGAAAGAUGAUGUUUUGGCGAUGGGUAUAGAUAAAUAUAAUUACGAGUGCAGAAGCAUUGUCAUGCGGUAUGCUGAUGCUUGGCGAGAAACAGUAGAACGCAUUGGUCGAUGGAUUGAUUUUGAUAAUGAUUAUAAGACUCUUAAUACAUCUUUUAUGGAAAGUGUUUGGUGGGUUUUCAGCCAACUUUAUAAGAAAGAUCAAGUAUAUCGUGGAGUUAGAAUUAUGCCUUUUUCUACUGCUUGUACAACUCCGAUUGCAAAUUUUGAGGCUGCUCAAAAUUACAAGGAUGUUAAUGAUCCUGCAAUUGUCGUUUCUUUUCCAUUGGUUAAUGAGCCUGAGACUUUAUUACUUGCCUGGACAACAACUCCGUGGACCUUACCUAGCAAUUUAGCACUUUGUACACAUCCUGAAUAUGAGUAUAUUAAAAUCAAGGAUGAGCUGUCCGGACGAACAUAUGUACUUUUAGAAAAAUGUUUGAAUGUGUUAUAUAAGGAUCCGAAAAAAGCAAAAUAUACUAUAGAACAAAGGUUCUUUGGUAAAGACAUGAAAGGAUGGGAAUAUAUUCCAAUAUUUGACUAUUUUGUUUCCCAGUUUAAAGGUAGAGGGUUUAUUGUUUUAAAUGAUACAUAUGUUACGGAUGAUAGUGGAACAGGAAUUGUGCACCAAGCUCCAGCAUUUGGCGAAGAGGAUUACCGUAUAUGCCUCGAAAAUAAAAUUAUUACUGAAGAUGGGUUCCUUCCGUGCCCAGUUGAUGAACAAGGUCGUUUCACUCAAGAAGUGGCCGAUUUUGCCGGAAUCUACGUUAAAGAAGCAGAUAAAAACAUCCAAAAAAUUUUGAAACAAAAAAACCGGUUAAUUAUUCAAUCUCAAUUGAAACAUAGUUAUCCUUUUUGCUGGCGUUCAGAUACGCCGUUGAUAUACAAAGCUGUUCCUUCGUGGUUUGUUAGAGUCAAACCAAUCAUAGACAAAUUACUAAAAAAUAAUAAAGAAAGUUAUUGGGUCCCUGAAGCUAUUAAAGAAAAGCGAUUUGUUAACUGGAUCACAAAUGCACGUGACUGGAACGUUUCUAGAAAUCGUUAUUGGGGUACUCCGAUUCCUCUUUGGGUUAGCGAUGACUAUGAAGAGAUUGUUUGUAUUGGUUCGUUAGCAGAAUUAGAAGAAUUGUCCGGAUGUGAUAAAUUAACUGAUAUUCAUCGUGAAAAGGUUGAUCAAAUAACUAUUCCUUCGAAAAAAGGAAAAGGUCAACUGAAAAGAGUAGAAGAAGUUUUUGACUGUUGGUUUGAAUCUGGCAGCAUGCCGUAUGCACAAUGUCAUUACCCUUUUGAAAAUAAAGAAAGAUUCGAAUCCUCUUUUCCCGCUGACUUUAUUGCAGAAGGUUUAGAUCAAACACGAGGAUGGUUUUAUACUCUUAUGGUAUUAUCAACGCAUUUGUUUGAUAAACCUGCAUUUAAAAAUUUGAUCGUUAAUGGUUUGGUCUUAGCAUCUGAUGGGAAGAAAAUGAGCAAAAGUCUCAAAAACUAUCCUGAUCCCAUGUUUAUCAUUAAUGCUUAUGGUGCUGAUGCAUUAAGGUUAUAUCUUAUUAACUCUCCAGUAGUCCGUGCUGAACCAUUGAGAUUUAAAGAAGAUGGAGUUAAAGAAGUAAUUUCAAAAAUAUUUUUGCCUUGGUAUAAUGCCUAUAGAUUUUUCAUAUCACAGGUGGCCCUUCUUCAAAAGGAAUCAGGCAUAGAAUUUCUUUACAAUCCAUUAGCAAAGAAAUCAACAAAUGUUAUGGAUAAAUGGAUUUUAGCAUGUUCGCAAAGUCUGAUAAAAUUUGUGAGAGAAGAAAUGAAAGCAUAUCGUUUAUACACGGUUGUGCCUCGGCUACUUGGUUUGAUUGAACAGCUGACAAACUGGUAUGUUAGAUUUAACCGCAAGCGCCUGAAAGGAGAAAAUGGCCCUGAAGAUACUAUAGAUGCUCUCAACACACUUUAUGAAGUAUUAUUUACGUUAUGUCGUUCUAUGUCUGCAUUUACUCCUUUCCUUACCGAAUAUAUGUACCAAAGAUUACAGAAAUAUUUUCCAUCAUCCGGUACUAAUGAGGAAGUUCGUUCAGUGCAUUUCUUAUCAUUUCCAGAAAUUCGAGAAGAAUAUUUUGACUUAGAGAUUGAAAGAAUUGUUUCACGUAUGCAAGCAGUUAUUGAAAUGGGUCGCUAUAUCCGCGAGAAAAAUAAUAUUGGUCUUAAGACACCAUUAAAAGAACUGAUUGUCAUCCAUUCAGACUCUCAAUAUCAUUCUGAUAUCCUCUCAUUGAAAAAUUAUAUUAUUGAGGAACUGAAUGUUAAAAAUCUUGUCGUCACAUCUGAAGAAGAUAAAUUUGGUAUUAAAUAUCGAGCAGAAGCAGACUGGAAAGUAUUAGGUCAGAAACUGAAGAAAGAUGCUGUAAAGAUUAAAGAAGCUUUGCCUAAAUUGACUUCUGAACAAGUCAAAGAGUUUGUUAAAAAUGGAGAGAUUACAAUUAAUGGGAUCAAAAUUUUUGAAGAGGACUUACAAGUAGUCAGAUACUUUGAGGAUGCUAAUAGUCAUUAUGAAACAAAUAACAAUAAAGAUGUUUUGAUCCUUUUGGAUAUCCAAGUUUAUCAAGAUUUGCAGGAAGAAGGAUAUGCACGAGAAAUUGUAAAUCGUGUGCAAAGACUCAGGAAAAAGGCAGGGUUGCAACCUAUCGAUCCAAUUUUAAUGUAUUAUAAACUUACAAAGGAUACUGAAAAUCGGAUUGAAAAAGUUCUACAAUCUCAAUCAGAUUUUAUUGUUAAAGUUUUGAAACGUCCUCUUUUACCUAUUUCUGAAAAGUCUGAAAGUAGUGAAAUUAUUAUAGAAGAAGAACAAGAGGUUAAUGAAUCAACUUUUAUUUUAUUUUUUAUUAAAGAUUGGUAAUAUUUUUAAAUAUAAAAGCAACCAGUAUUUAAAUCCAUCCAUCGUAAUGUAAUUUUUACUUACCAUUUAAUGAUGUGUCACUAUCCAUUGGAAUAUAAUAAAUAUAAUAUUUUAAAUAGUUGAUUAAAAAUUUUUAAAAAAUUAAGAUUUUUACAAUAAUUAUA
Messenger RNA from Rhizophagus irregularis DAOM 181602=DAOM 197198, 3412 nucleotides. Its product is annotated as Isoleucine--tRNA ligase cytoplasmic. The record is from RefSeq and is a predicted model, not a curated record. Gene Ontology annotation, biological process: isoleucyl-tRNA aminoacylation. NCBI's taxonomy places the organism in Eukaryota, Fungi, Glomeromycota, Glomeromycetes, Glomerales, Glomeraceae. Gene Ontology annotation, molecular function: ATP binding; isoleucine-tRNA ligase activity; aminoacyl-tRNA deacylase activity.